AUGUCCGAUAACAGCUCCGCCGGCGCAGCUGCCGCUGCGGAGAACGACAACGGCAGCAGCAUCACCCUCACCGUCCACCACCACGGCUCUCCCCACUCCUUUACGCUCCCCGCAAAUGCCACCCUCCAGGACCUCUCCUCUGCCAUCGCGUCGACCCUGCAAGUCCCGCCGGAGAAUCAAAAGUUGCUCAUCGUGCCCAAGCCAGGACUCCAGAAACCUCCGUUCGCCGCCACGCCCCCGCUCUCCGAGCUGCUGCCCCUGUCGUCGCCCAAGUUCAAAAUCACCCUACUAGGGAGCAAAACGCAGGAGAUUGACAGCCUCAAUGACAGCAUUUCCAGCAACCGGCAGCGACUCGAGGCGCGUGCCCGAGCACGUGCGACACAGCCGGCCAUCACCCGUCGUCCGCCGCAAGGCAUCCACACGUUGUCGUCGCCCUCGUCCUCCACAUACACUUUCCACCGUCUCGUCCCGCUGCCCUACCUGCCCAACCCAGAACGCAGCCUGAAAUUCCUGGAGCGGCUGCGCGACGACCCGGGGAUCCGGUUCGCGAUGGCGAAGCACCGGUUCUCAGUGCCCGUGCUGACGGAGAUGAACCCGGUAGAGCACACGACCCACGAGUCGCGCACGCUGGGGCUGAACCGCAACAAGGGCGAGGUGAUCGAGCUGCGGCUGCGGACGGACGCGUACGACGGGUACCGCGACUACCGCACGAUCCGCAAGACGCUGUGCCACGAGCUGGCGCACUGCGUGCACAGCGAGCACGACCGCGCCUUCUGGGAGCUGACCAAGCAGAUCGAGACCGAGGUCGAGCGCGCCGACUGGACGCGCGGCGGCCACCGGCUGUCCGACGAGGACUUCUACAACCCGGCCGAGUGGGAGCAGGAGGGGCGGCGACAGGACGAGUUUGUCGACCAUGGCGGGUGGACCGGUGGUGAGUUUGUCUUGGGCUCGUCGUCAUCAGCUACCACCGGUAAUAGUGCCGCUGCUGGUGCAGAGGCCAGCGGUCUGAGUCGGAGAGAGCUCCUGGCGCGAGCAGCGGAGGAGAGGAUCAAAAGGGAGCAGCAAAGAGGGAGAGGUUCUAGUUCAGAGAAAUCGUGA
This is a messenger RNA of Rasamsonia emersonii CBS 393.64, 1098 nucleotides long. Its product is annotated as Zinc metalloproteinase. The transcript has a single exon. Lineage: Eukaryota; Fungi; Ascomycota; Eurotiomycetes; Eurotiales; Trichocomaceae. The coding region runs from base 1 to 1098 and encodes 365 amino acids. The record is from RefSeq and is a predicted model, not a curated record. Gene Ontology annotation, molecular function: proteasome binding.